Messenger RNA from Penicillium brasilianum, 1495 nucleotides. NCBI's taxonomy places the organism in Eukaryota, Fungi, Ascomycota, Eurotiomycetes, Eurotiales, Aspergillaceae. The record is from the annotation of a GenBank genome assembly.
CGCCCGCAUCUUCAACUCCUCUUCUUUUCUCCAACAACUCCACCUCAGGGCAUGAUCGCACUUUCAGGCUUGACUUCUCACUGCAAGGCAGAAUGCCGAAGCUGCCCUCGCAUUCACGCUCCCUGCGCUUGGCGCUGCAGCCAUCGGGAGCGGCGGGUCGCUCGGUCACUUCCUCGCCGCCGAGAACCCUCGCACACCCGCGACAUGGUAUCUUGAAUGACCCAUGGCUACCCGCGCCUUCGACGGUGCAACUGCCUACGGCAUAUUUUUCACCGACUAGAGUACGCAAAGACUUGAAUAUCCUCAGUGGUGGUCCGGGGCAGAACGACCACAAGCCGCCAGAUGAGCGGGUCUUGAAGCUUGGAAAGACUCUUCGGACACUAUCCCCUCUUCUCCCCACGAUACUCUACAAUACUCUUCCAUCCGAGAUCCUAGCUCCGAGCGUUAACCUCCACCUCUUCCCAUCAACCCACCCACAUCUCCCCACCGUCAAGGGACGCACAUUAUACCGCGCCGCGCUAUGGACUGUUCCCGUAGCAUGGAGCAGCGUCCCACUUGUGGGAAACGUGAAGCUACAAAUCCUGAGCGAGCGGAUCGUGCGCGCGGGAACAAUCCUCGACCCGAAGCACGAAGACCAGCAUGACUGCGGCGAUGAGCGGCUAGUUGUACGAUGGAGAACGGAACCGCGCACAGAUAGCCGUCCAUUCCACGAUUCACAGAAAUCAUCCGGAUCACAGAUCGACGGCCAGAGCUCGUCGUACCCGUCCAAGGAAGGCGCAGGACUGACGCCGGGACAGAGUCACCUCUCGUCCUCAAAGAAUGGGACAAAUCGAGGACUCAGUGUGCUUCUCGGUGGCGACGAGCCUAUUUUCAAGCUCUCCAAGGAAGGGCAAUUUACGGGCUUGUUCAUCUUCUCGUUUGAUGAAAAGGGUCGCAUCCUGACGCAUACUAUUGAGCAUGCUGAUGAGGCGGAAGGCUGGGAUCGGACUUCUAAGUUUGUCACUUUGACUGACUGGCUUAUCGGCAAGGCACGUGAAUCUCUUGAUCCAACGCCAAAUCCGGGGCUGGCUAUGUCGUGUGAAGACUAUGGGUCAGCACCUGAACACAACGAAUACCAUCCUAGGCGCUCAUGAGUUGAUGGGUUUUCCGGAUCCACCCUAUGCAUAUGCUUCAUGAAGCAAGCCUCUACUUGGUAUCCUCGAAUGAAUGACGUUAUUGCUGAUCAUUGCAAACAGAGCUUUUCAUACAUGAUACGGCUCCGGUCUUCUGAAAGGACCACGGAUCUUGAAGGAAACCCCUUUCAUCAACCUAAGAUAACGCGUGUACCACCACUGUACUCAUAUCCACCUCUUUCUUUACUUGGAUACAUCUUUGGCUCAAUCUUGGAUUUCGCAGUCCACAUCUCUCUUCAAUCGCCUCUCCUGUUUUCUUGCACAUGUGUACUAUACCCUUUGUCUGAUGUAUUACUUGAAAUGCAUAUUGUCAAUCCUCGACA